CUCCUCUUGUUUCCUUCAUUUGGCGCCAAAUCCCUAAGCCAUCGUCUCUUGCCCCUCCCUCCCUCUCUCUAUCUCUCUCUCUUUCUCUCUCUCUGAGCAGCUAGCGUGUGUGUGUGGGUAGGAAAAAUGAUGAAAGAUUUUGAUUUCAGCCGGGACAAAGAUCUCGCGAGAGAUUUUAUUUUGAACUUUGCUGAAGGCAAUGGAGAAGCCAAAUACAUGAAAAUCCUUCAAGAUGUUGCAAACCAUAAAACUAAGGCGAUCCAGAUUGAUCUCGAGGACCUACUUAGUUAUAAGGACUUGGAUGAAGAAUUUCUCAGACGGGUCACUGAAAAUACUAGGCGUUACGUUGGCAUUUUCGCAGAGGCAAUUGAUGAACUCAUGCCAGAGCCAACGGAGGCUUUUCCUGAUGAUGACCAUGAUAUCCUGAUGACACAGAGGUCUGAGGAUCGAACAGAGAACACCGAUGGUUCUGAUCCUCUCCAGAGGAUGCCUCCGGAGAUCAAACGUUUCUAUGAGGUUUAUAUCAGGGCAUCUUCAACGGGACGCCCAUUUACUAUUCGGGAGGUUAGAGCUUCUAAUAUUGGCCAGUUAGUAAGGAUAUCUGGUAUUGUGACACGUUGUUCGGAUGUGAAGCCAUUGAUGCAGGUAGCUGUAUAUACCUGCGAAGAAUGCGGUUUCGAAAUUUAUCAGGAGGUAACUGCUAGAGUUUUUAUGCCACUAUUUGAGUGCCCAUCUAGCCGCUGUAAGACCAACAAGACAAAAGGGAACCUCAUCCUUCAACUCAGGGCAUCAAAGUUUUUGAAGUUUCAGGAGGCUAAGAUUCAAGAGUUAGCUGAACAUGUCCCAAAAGGACAUAUUCCACGAACAAUGACUAUUCAUUUUAGGGGAGAACUUACAAGGAAGGUAGCUCCUGGUGAUGUUGCUGAGUUAUCAGGGAUUUUUCUUCCAAUUCCAUACACUGGAUUUAGAGCAAUGCGAGCUGGUUUAGUUGCAGAUACAUACUUGGAGGCCAUGUCCGUUUCCCAUUUCAAGAAAAAAUAUGAGGAGUAUGAACUUAGAGGAGAUGAGGAAGAACAAAUUGCACGCUUAAGCGAGGAUGGUGAUAUUUAUAACAAACUAUCACAAUCCUUAGCUCCAGAAAUUUUUGGACAUGAAGAUAUUAAAAAGGCUCUUCUUCUUCUCCUUGUGGGUGCUCCUCAUCGGAAUUUGAAAGAUGGGAUGAAGAUUAGAGGAGACUUGCAUAUAUGUUUGAUGGGUGAUCCUGGGGUUGCAAAAAGUCAGCUCCUUAAGCACAUAAUCAAUGUUGCACCAAGGGGAGUGUAUACCACAGGCAAAGGAAGCAGUGGAGUUGGUCUGACUGCUGCUGUUCAGAAAGAUCCUGUAACAAAUGAGAUGGUCCUGGAAGGUGGAGCUUUGGUGCUAGCGGAUAUGGGUAUUUGUGCUAUUGAUGAGUUUGACAAGAUGGAUGAAUUAGAUCGUACAGCAAUACAUGAAGUAAUGGAGCAGCAGACUGUUAGCAUAGCAAAGGCUGGGAUCACGACAUCUCUGAAUGCAAGAACUGCUGUUCUUGCUGCUGCAAAUCCAGCGUGGGGAAGAUAUGACCUACGAAGAACUCCAGCUGAAAAUAUUAAUCUCCCUCCAGCUCUUUUAUCAAGAUUUGAUCUUCUGUGGCUGAUCUUAGAUCGGGCGGAUAUGGAUAGUGAUCUUGAAUUGGCUAGGCAUGUUGUCUAUGUCCACCGGAAUAAAGAAUCUCCAGCUCUUGGUUUCACUCCUCUUGAACCAUCUGUUCUUCGGGCGUAUAUUUCGACUGCUAGAAAAUUAUCCCCUUAUGUUCCAAAAGAGCUCGAGGAGUAUAUUGCUAGUGCGUACUCUGGCAUCCGGCAAGAUGAAGCCAAAUCAAACGCUCCCCAUUCCUAUACGACUGUGAGAACUCUGCUCAGUAUUCUCCGGAUAUCAGCUGCACUGGCAAGACUUCGGUUCUCAGAUACCAUUGCUCAGAGUGAUGUCGAUGAGGCACUCAGAUUAAUGCAGAUGUCAAAGUUCUCUUUGUACUCGGAGGAUCGCCAGAGAUCUGGCUUGGAUGCGAUCUCGGAUAUCUAUUCAAUUUUGCGAGAUGAAGCUGCAAGGUCUAACAAGAUGGAUGUGAGCUAUGCUCAUGCACUUAACUGGAUUUCUAGGAAGGGAUACAGCGAAGCCCAGUUGAAAGAAUGCUUAGAGGAAUAUGCGGCCUUGAAUGUGUGGCAAAUUCAUCCAAACACCUUUGAUAUCCGCUUCAUUGAUGCUUGAUGUAUUUGCUUAAAAUAUUAGAUCUGUGUAUUAUUUUUUGCCUAAUACUGGACAAUCUUCACCAAUUAGUUUCUGAAGUGUUUUAAUAUUUUUUUAAGUGAAUUUAAGGUUGCUUUAAGAGAUACAUUGGGUCUGUACAACUAGCAAGCAUAGGAAACCUUGAACAAAGGCCUGAGGUAUUGCAGAUUUCCUAGCUGAUAUAGUGUUGAGGCUAAAUUUGAAUUUGGAUUUUA
Molecule: messenger RNA, 2519 nt
Organism: Camellia sinensis
Lineage: Eukaryota; Viridiplantae; Streptophyta; Magnoliopsida; Ericales; Theaceae
Gene: PRL
Product: Minichromosome maintenance (MCM2/3/5) family protein
Biological process (GO): DNA replication initiation; double-strand break repair via break-induced replication; DNA strand elongation involved in DNA replication
Cellular component (GO): MCM complex; nucleus
Molecular function (GO): single-stranded DNA binding; ATP binding; single-stranded DNA helicase activity
Source: RefSeq, a predicted model, not a curated record